This is a messenger RNA of Perognathus longimembris pacificus (Pacific pocket mouse), 1828 nucleotides long. RefSeq names its product lecithin-cholesterol acyltransferase (gene Lcat). The coding region runs from base 70 to 1368 and encodes 432 amino acids. Lineage: Eukaryota; Metazoa; Chordata; Mammalia; Rodentia; Heteromyidae. The record is from RefSeq and is a predicted model, not a curated record. The transcript has 6 exons. Gene Ontology annotation, biological process: lipid metabolic process. Gene Ontology annotation, molecular function: phosphatidylcholine-sterol O-acyltransferase activity.
CCCUCCCACCCUGAUACCAGAUAAGGCCAGCCUGGGACUGCUUCAUCUGGCAGUAGGCACUGGGUUGGAAUGGGGCUGCCUGGCUCCCUAUGGCAGUGGGUACUGCUGCUGCUGGGGCUGCUGCUCCCCCCUGCCGCCCCCUUCUGGCUCUUCAAUGUGCUCUUCCCCCCGCAUACCACGCCCAAGGCUGAACUCAGUAACCACACACCGCCCGUCAUUCUCGUGCCCACAGUGCCUGGCUGCCUGGGGAACCAGCUAGAAGCCAAGCUGGACAAGCCGGAUGUGGUGAACUGGAUGUGCUACCGCAAGACAGAGGACUUCUUUACCAUCUGGCUGGAUCUCAAUAUGUUUCUACCCCUUGGGGUGGACUGCUGGAUUGAUAACACCAGGGUUGUCUACAAUCGCAGUUCUGGACGUGUUUCCAAUGCCCCUGGUGUACAAAUCCGGGUGCCUGGCUUUGGCAAGACCUACUCUGUUGAGUACUUAGACAAAAACAAGCUAGCAGGGUACAUGCACACACUGGUGCAGAAUCUGGUCAACAAUGGCUAUGUGCGGGAUGAGACAGUGCGGGCUGCCCCUUACGACUGGCGGCUGGAGCCUGGCCAGCAGGAGGAGUAUUAUGGGAAGCUGGCGGGGCUCGUGGAGGAGAUGCACGCUACCUAUGGGAAGCCUGUCUUCCUCAUUGGACACAGCCUUGGCUGUCUGCACUUGCUGUAUUUCUUGUUGCGUCAGCCUCAGUCCUGGAAAGACCGCUUCAUUGAUGGUUUCAUCUCUCUGGGAGCUCCUUGGGGUGGCUCUAUCAAGCCCAUGUUGGUCUUGGCCUCAGGCGACAACCAGGGCAUUCCGAUCAUGUCCAGCAUCAAACUGAGAGAAGAGCAGCGAAUGACGACAACUUCACCCUGGAUGUUUCCUGCCCACCAGGUGUGGCCUGAGGAUCACGUGUUCAUUUCCACGCCAAGCUUCAACUACACAGGCCGUGACUUCCAGCGCUUCUUUGCUGACCUGCACUUUGAAGAAGGCUGGUACAUGUGGCUUCAGUCACGUGACUUGCUGGCAGGGCUCCCAGCACCUGGUGUAGAAGUAUACUGUCUGUACGGUGUGGGCCUGCCCACACCCCGCACCUACAUUUAUGACCAUGGUUUUCCUUACACAGACCCUGUGGCUUUGCUCUAUGAGGAUGGUGAUGACACAGUAGCUACACGCAGCAUGGAGCUCUGUGGCCAGUGGCAGGGCCGCCAACCACAGCCUGUACACCUGUUGCCCCUGAAUGGGACGCAGCACCUCAACAUGGUCUUCAGCAACAAGACACUAGAGCACAUCAAUGCCAUCCUGCUGGGUGCCUACCGCAGUGACACUCAUGCUCCCUGAAUAAAGACCUUAACUGCAUGAACCUUGUGUGCUGUAGAUUAAGAGAGGCACUACUAGGGGCCCUGUACAAAGAUUCAUGUAUCACCAGCCACAGGCCCAGUGUUCGGUGGAGCAUACAGCAAGAUGGGCCCUGCUAAAGCCUGAAGCUGAACUGGAUACCCUGAGAUUCAUGACUUCCUAUUUUUCUAGGUGAGCUGUUCAAGGAGCUUGCCCUGUGUUUGGCUCUGUGCUGGGCACUAGGACUAGAGCCAGCUGUAUUCAAACAGCUAUAGGGGCAGAGAAAAAGGAUGAUCUGAGUUUAUUUUCCCUGGUCCAGGAAGGGAAGGUGAGAUGGCCUGUUGAGUGCUGGUGAGUAAUCUGUAAAGAGUUUAGAGCAGGGCGCCAGUGUCUCACGCCUGUAAUCCUAGCUACUCAGGAGGCUGAGAUCUGAGGCUCAUGUUUCAAAGCCAGCCUGGGCAGG